Molecule: messenger RNA, 1608 nt
Organism: Ostreobium quekettii
Lineage: Eukaryota; Viridiplantae; Chlorophyta; Ulvophyceae; Bryopsidales; Ostreobiaceae
Source: the annotation of a GenBank genome assembly
AUGGUUCCAAAGUCGCCCGCCCUGGGCCGCACCUGCUCCGCGGGCCUCGCAUUCCUUUCCCACCACACGGCGUGCGUCGGCCCCAGUCCCCCGCGAUGGGCAUCGUCCAUUGGCGGCCCGGGCAGCGGGGACGCCAGAGAGGGUGUUGACGUCCUGCUUUCUUCCCUCCAGGCUUCGCGCCUGCAGGCGGAUGCUCGCCAGAGUGCGAGCUACGGGGCCUCAAUAGAAGUGGCGCCCAGCAAUUGGGCCCUGAUUGAGCAUUGGCGGGCAUUCAAUUCGCCAAUCUCGCUGUCGUCGCUGCCGCCAUUUUGGACGCCGUCGCGGCUGGGCCGCGCACAGACGGGGCUUAUGAAUUGUUUUGAGCGCCCGACGUCAUUCAGAGUGAGGGAAGCUGGCCCAUCCUCGCCGCCGGCCGGACCUCUGUGUGGUGGCCGCGGCGCCCGGCGAUUUGGCUUUUUCAGGGGUCAGGCUGUGAUGGCGGCCGCAGAGGCAAAAGAGGUGGAUCCCCCAGACCCAACAGCGCAGGGUCAAGCUGUGAUGGCAACCGUAGAGGCAAAAGAGGACCUAGAUCCCCGCCUUCGGCGCAGCAUGGCGAUCAACAAGAAGAUCACGAGCAUUUACAAACGAUGCAUGUUCAAGGUUCUGAAGUUGAGGGACUUCAGGAGGCACGAUUCGCCGGAGGGCCGGGAGCGCGUGGGGGCAAUGGUGUCGUCCUUCGAAGAGCUGCUCCAGGAGAACCGGGAGGUCUUGGACAGCGUCAACCUGAUGACCAUGUUCCACAGGUUCUCCAUCGUCAGCACAUUGUUCCCAACGUCCGAGUGGAUGUGCCGCCAGCACGGUGAUUUUCUGGGUGCGCUGCUGGGCCUGGCGUCCACCCAGUUGGACAAAAUGGAGACGCACCACAUGGGCAACUUCAUGCUGGCAUUGAAGCACCUGAUGCCGCACCUAAGGGGCGUUGAGAUACCGGGUGCCACUCUGGAGGAGGUGGUGAAUGGGGUGUCGGAAAACGCUGUGCGCGCCAAGGACGACAUGAAUCUGAAAAACAUCGCCCACACAGUGGCGGGCGUAGUGUGCUUCGGCACUGUCGAUCAGGACAAGGUAAUUGCUGAACUCCUCGGUGUUGUGCCGUCCAAGCUUGUUCUUGGCAAGACAACACCUCAGGAUGCCUGCCUUUUGAUAUGGGCCCUUGGGAGGGCUCGUUGUAAGGAUUGCAGUUCAGUGAUUUCACAGCUGCUGGAUGCCAUCAGUUCGGAUGUUGGGUCAGCAAGACCUGGGAUGCUUGUGGAUAUAGUUUGUGGGCUUGGGGAGCUGGAAUAUGUGGGUGCUGAUAAGUUCUUGCACUUGGCCAUCCCUGAGCUCCUGAAAGGCAGUCCUACACUGUCAGUGAAUCAGGCGGUGGAGCUGAUUGUUGGCCUGGCCAUGCUGAAGCACAAGAAUGCAGAGGUGGUGGAUUUGCUGGACAUCUUGCGUCCUACAAUUCAAAUUAACAUGUACCAGUUGGAUUCUGCGGCCAGAGAGAACCUGACUCAGGCCCUAAACGCGCUCGAGUACAACCCAGGUGAUCGGUUCUGGUCUGAGAUUUUAAAGGUGGGAGACAGGAAAAGCUAG